Thamnophis sirtalis is the source of this 1251-nucleotide messenger RNA. The record is from RefSeq and is a predicted model, not a curated record. NCBI's taxonomy places the organism in Eukaryota, Metazoa, Chordata, Lepidosauria, Squamata, Natricidae.
AUCUUGUGGGCAGUGAGGGAGGCGGAAGGCGAAGGGCAGAAUCAGGCGAGGCUUCCGGCUGGCCUGGAGAGAACGACGACGGAGUUUCCGCAGCGAGGCACCCUGCGACGUCGCUCGAUUUUCUUGGCCAGUGGGUGAACAACAUCCUCAAAAAUGGGAAAUAUUUUUGCCAACCUUUUUAAAGGCCUCUUUGGCAAAAAAGAAAUGCGUAUUCUUAUGGUUGGACUGGAUGCUGCAGGAAAAACUACUAUAUUAUACAAGCUUAAACUCGGUGAAAUAGUAACUACCAUCCCUACUAUUGGUUUCAAUGUAGAAACAGUAGAAUACAAGAAUAUUAGCUUCACGGUGUGGGAUGUCGGUGGACAGGAUAAGAUCAGACCACUUUGGCGCCAUUAUUUCCGUUUCCUUUCAGGCUUGAUCUUUGUGGUCGAUAGUAAUGACAGAGAGCGAGUUAACGAAGCCAGAGAAGAGCUUAUGAGAAUGUUAGCAGAAGAUGAGCUCAGAGACGCUGUCCUUUUAGUGUUCGCUAACAAACAGGACCUGCCAAAUGCCAUGAAUGCUGCCGAAAUCACAGACAAACUAGGAUUGCAUUCUCUCCGCCACAGAAACUGGUACAUUCAGGCCACAUGUGCCACCAGUGGGGAUGGUCUCUAUGAAGGACUGGACUGGUUGUCCAAUCAGCUCCGAAACCAGAAAUGAACCGCUGAAUUAAUCCUCUUUUCUCCACCCCUCUUCCUCUUCUUCCUCACUUUAGUCUAAUGUGGCAAACCCAUGCUACUUUGUAGUAUUGAGUGCCAGAAAUUGUUUUCAUCUUUUCUCGUCCACAGCAUUGUCCUUCACGCUGUACAUGUGGCAAAAACCAAGCCCGAAAAAAACACUUUAGGUUUUUUUUUUCUUAUUUAAUGUAAAUAGUUCUUGUUUUUCCCCACGAGGCAGUUUCUGGUACUCCUAUGCAAUAUUAUUUGGGGUUUUUUAUGAUAAAGGUUUAAAAAAAUGACUGAGCGGAUUCAGAAAAAAAAGGUUGACAGGAGUCUGGUUUUGUUUGUGUCAUGUGUCUGUGGACUAGUUCUGAACAUGAUCCCUCGGCUUGCAGAGCUGGGCUGAGGCCUGAUUUCUACAGCCAUGUUUUUAAGCCUGGGGACGAGUUUCUUUUCAGAAGAUGGGUGGCGGGAAGGAAAGCGGGAACACUUGAACCCAGGACCCUUUGUGAUUUCUGCAACAACAUGAAAAAUACCAGCAGUUUUCCUUGUU